UGUUAUUCUUAGAACAAAAUGGCUGUUGCGCUAAAUCUGCACCAUGGAAACCAGGUGUUGAAAUUUUCUGACUUGUUAAUCGUAAAAGUGGAGUUAUAUUAAUUUUUUUCAUCACACAGUAUGUCUAAUCCAAAUGUCAGGACGCGCGUAUCACUUUUACGUAAAAGAAAAGACUCAAAAAAAUCUUUGUGUAAAAGAAGUAACUCAACAUCACGACGUAUCAAUGAUGCCUUGCGUGUUGCUUUGGACAGCCGUGUGAACUCUGAGGCAUCAUCUAGCAGCAUCUCGGCUACAACUCAAGAGACUGUCAGCAACAGCCCCACAAUUACCACUGCUGCCAGUUCAGCCACUAGCGGCAGUAGCAGUAGUAGUAGUCCCAGUAAAAGUUACUCAGGUUUUGCUGCCAUAGAAGACUUACUUUUCUUCUCCCUCGGUGAAUCGUCAACAAGUUCAGCUGAACCUGGUAGAAGGGGUGACACCUUAUCCCCUAACAAUCGUGCUACUCUGAAAGAAACUUGUGAAGUUAGUGCACACCCAUCUUCUGAAGACUUGCCUAGGAGUGACAGUUAUAAGGAAGUGCCAAGUGUAACGGGGGUUGUGAAGAAUAACUUUGUCUUGUUAGUUGGGGAGAGUGAUAAUCCUGGAGAGGGGUCAUCUCAGCACAUCAUGCCAUACCAUCUCAGAAGAAAGUCACCUGGGCUCAGACUCAAGAGUCCUUCAAUAAGUCCAGGAGUUGAUUCAUCCAAUCAAAUUAAGCUUAUGAACUCUGCUUUAAAUUUAUCUGCAUCAGGAUCAGGUUUGGUGGACCAAACUUCUUCUGCAUCAAAUAUUUUUCCCACGUCUGAGUCUAGUACCAGCGGGUGCAAGAUCUACCCAAUUGCUGCUGGUUCUUCAGGAAGCUCGGGAAGAUUGCUUGAAGAAGUAUCUACAUCAGCAGGAUUUAGUGUCUGCUCUCCGUCGUUAGGGGGCCAUGCUAUGGGCAUCAACAAUCCCCCUAAUCCUCCUAUACCCAGCACACCAUCCACCCCUGGCCCUUCUCAGCAGAUGGUUCCACCUUCUGUUUUGCCUUCGUCCGAUCGAUCGUUGUCUGUUCCAUUUAGUACUCUUGCAAACAACUUCAUUAGCAUCAACACUCAUAAUAUCCUUGCUGCUUCCAACCUUGUACAUAGUGUAAAUAGUGGCAUUAGUAAAAACAGCAGCUCCAACAGCUCCUUAAAUCGUUCAAGACAAGCCGAUGAGCUCAUGCAAUUCAUAUCAUCCAGUCAAUGUAGUAACCAUCCAAGUUUGCAGGCUUCUAAUCAAGUUCCACCUCACCAGUCGCUUUCUAUCCUAACAGUGUCGUCUUUGUCAAACUUGUCAACUCUGUCAAUGCCUACUCUCCCUAUGUCAACUUUAUCUAACAGUAGUUUAGCACCUCCCACCUCACACCAACAGCUGCUCACCAUUACGUCUGCUACAGGAACCAGAACAUCUGCUUCUUCUGCACUGUCAUGCUCUUCCAGGGGCGGUUCUCCAAGUUCCCUGGUUAUAGGGACUCCAUCAACCUCAGCUGCGGCGCCGUCAUCUCCAUCCUCACUCACUUCACCCUCACUUGUGUCCGUUUCUUCACUUUCACCUUCCAUGCUGCCUGCUAGAAAACGGCCUCGAAGAACUUAUAAUUCAGAUGCCGCAUCUGCUGCUGGACCCUCAGUUCCAGCCGCCACUCCUGCUGAACCCAGUGACGGUAUAGGAACUUCUCCACUGUCACCUUCAUCCCCCAACUCCCUUUCUCCAUCACCCAACUCCUGUUACGCAACUCUGCCACAAGCUUCUGCUGCUGUCCACUUCUAUUACCCUAGCAGCGCUGCCCACUAUCUCCUCUAUGCCCUCAGUGACGAGGUGCUUCUCUAUGUUUUUUCCUUCCUCUACGAGAAAGACUUGAGCCGCGUGGCGCAAGUGUGCAAGCGCUUCCACACUAUUGCCACUGAUACAGAACUCUGGAAAAGGCUUUACCAGGGACUUUAUGAAUAUGAUUCGCCUCUGUUUCAUCCGGGGCCAGGCAAGUUUGAGUUUGUUUCUCCUGAAGACAGCGAGUAUGAAAACCCUUGGAAGGAAAGCCUUAAGCAGCUUUACCACGGAAUACAUGUGCGUCCUAAGCAUCGCGUGCACGACAGUGGCCGGUCUGUCAUCAUUGAGGAUUCGAUACCUAAAGCCUUCUUAAAAGCUGAGGAUCAAGAGAGACCUCUUGUCUUUGUGCACCAGGGCACUCACAAGGGGGAACAGGUCGUCAUCGAGAACAAUAUCAAUGUCAUCGGAGCCGCGCCUGGCAACGUGGCCGAGAACGUGAUCAUCGAACACGACCGCGAGUCCAGCGUCGUGCUGGGGCCAAACUCGCGUCACUCGUAUCUUGGAUACGUGACAGUGCGCUUCUGCCCUGCCGCCGGCACGGAGAGCAACCACGGCACCAAGCACUACUCAAUGGAGGUCCAGGGCAACUGCUCGCCUCUCAUCGAGCACUGCAUCAUUCGCAGCCUGUCUCACUUGGGUGCAGCAGUGAGUGUAUCAGGAGUAGGUGCAGAACCUACCAUCCGCAGAUGCGAGAUCUCAGACUGUGAGAACGUGGGUCUCAUAGUGACAGAUCGCGCCCAAGGCUUGUACGAAGAUAAUGAGAUCAGCCGUAAUGCUUUGGCUGGCAUCUGGGUGAAGAAUUAUGCUAAUCCUAUCAUGCGACGCAAUCACAUCCACCAUGGCAAAGAUGUGGGCAUCUUCUGCUUCGAUGGUGGACUGGGUUACUUUGACUCCAACGACAUCCAUAACAACCGCAUCGCUGGAUUUGAAGUGAAGGCUACCGCCAACCCCACAGUCGUGCACUGCGAGAUUCACCACGGCCAGACGGGCGGCAUUUACGUGCACGAGCAGGGAAUGGGCCAGUUCAUCGAGAACAAAAUACACUCAAAUAAAUACGCCGGGGUAUGGAUCACGGCGCACAGUAAUCCCACUAUCAGGAAGAAUGAGAUCUACAACGGCCACCAGGGUGGAGUUUACAUCUUCACUGAUGGCCGUGGGCUCAUCGAACACAACAACAUAUAUGGUAAUGCUCUAGCGGGCAUUCAGAUCCGUACUAACAGCGAUCCCAUCGUGCGGCACAACAAGAUCCACCACGGGCAGCACGGCGGUAUCUACGUCCAUGAGAAGGGCCAGGGGCUCAUAGAGAACAAUGAAGUCUAUGCCAACACCCUGGCGGGGGUCUGGAUUACUACUGGUAGUUCUCCUACACUUCGUCGCAAUCGCAUCCACUCCGGCAAGCAGGUUGGCGUCUACUUCUAUGACAACGGACAUGGACUGCUGGAAGACAAUGACAUUUUCAAUCACCUUUAUUCUGGCGUCCAGAUUCGCACUGGCAGCAACCCAAUCAUUAGACGCAAUAAGAUCUGGGGCGGUCAGAACGGCGGAGUGCUCGUCUACAACGGCGGCCUUGGAGUGCUCGAGCAAAACGAAAUAUUCGACAAUGCCAUGGCCGGCGUCUGGAUCAAGACAGACAGCAACCCAACCCUCAGGAGAAAUAAAAUUUUUGAUGGCAGGGAAGCUGGCAUCUGUAUCUUCAAUGGAGGGAAAGGACUGCUGGAGGAAAACGACAUUUUCCGUAAUGCUCAAGCAGGCGUGCUGAUAUCUACCCAGUCGCACCCAACACAAUCUCACCCUGUGCUGAGCCGCAACCGUAUAUUCGACGGCCUGGCCGCCGGUAUUGAAAUAACCAACAACGCCACAGCCACUCUAGAGCACAACCAGAUCUUUAACAACAGGUUUGGCGGGCUCUGCCUCGCCACGGGGGUCUCGCCCACACAAAAAGGUAAUAAGAUUUACGACAACCACGACGCGGUAGAGAAAGCUGUGUCUGGGGGCCAGUGUCUGUACAAGAUCUCGUCUUACACCAGCUUCCCCAUGCACGACUUCUACCGGUGCCGCACAUGCAACACAACUGACCGUAAUGCCAUUUGCGUCAACUGCAUCAACACGUGCCAUAGUGGGCAUGUUGUGGAAUUCAUACGGCAUGACAGGUUCUUCUGUGAUUGUGGUGCAGGCACCUUGAGCAACCAGUGCCAACUGCAGGGGGAGCCUACGCAGGACACCGACACUCUUUAUGAUUCAGCGGCGCCAAUGGAAAGUCAAAGCCUAAGUGCUGAUGGCUAAUGCACGUACUUUAUAUGGAUACCUUGAAAAUAUUACUGCUGCCAGGUCAUGCUUCUAAUACAGUUCUUAACACGAGUAGCUUGACGCAGGAUGUUUUUUAUGUCGUAACUAGUGUCGGGUCACUAGGCAUCUGCCAUUGAAAUAACGUUGCUUAAACGUUUCUGAAUCAAUCCAUAAUCAACGUCAUAUCAACGUCAUUUGCCUGAAGGGUUAUGUAUAGGCUAUGCUACACUGAUUUACGUUUUUGUGCGACUUGAGGUUAUCACUCCUAAAUGGCAUUUUGGUUUGUGUGGUUUCAGAGACUGUUAAUUACUCACCUUUCAGUUUUGCUGUCCUAUGACCAAUUCAGUACCCCACUAAACUGAGUCUGGGCUAGAGAGGAAAACGUUGCUUUAGUAAGAUUAAAAAUAAUAUCGUUUCAUGUAAUCAGCCCUGAUUAUGUCGUGCAAUGGAAUUAGGUGAGUAAUUUACGUAGACAUUGAACCCAGUUGAUGUUUUGCAAAAUUAAAACUGCCUUUUCUUUCGGAUGUCCAUAUAAAUUUUCAUUCACUUUUUAUACUCGUAUAACAAAAAUUCUCUUGGAAGUUUAAAUUUUUAGUAUAUUUUGUUCAUGUACAUGUGCUCUUAAUUUCGAAGGGAUUACCUAGACCUGUUGCUUUUUGAGCUGAGCUUCUGAAUCAUUUAAGGUGUUGGAAACCCCUUUAAUUUUGCUCAUCUUCAAGCUUACAUAUUUGCUACUUUAUUCAUUGUAUCAUUUAAGUAUAUAUACAUGAUAAAAAAAUAAAUUCUAGCAUAGCUUUAAAAUUAAAAUUAAGAAUUAGCUGAUGACUUCCUUCUUUACAACGUGUCCGGAUACUAACAAGCUCCUUGGUGAUUUACAACUGAAAUCUGAUUAGCAUUGAUUUGACCCCCAAGACUUUCAAGUAUUAUCCGAGAUUUUCUGUCGAAUUCCGAUUUUUUUUUUAAAUAAUUUGGUCAGCUUGUUCAUGAAGUGACUGCUGAAUACAGUGAAUUUUAGUUGAUAAGUUUUUUGCGAGACUGAGACCACCAAUACAAUCUCGGAUGUUCUUCUCAGGUAUCCACUUGUGAAAUAUAACUCACUGUAUGGUUCAUAAGUAAUCUAUUGAUCCUGAUUUGUAAACUGUAAGUGAGGAUGAUAAUGGAAAUAGCAGAACUGGAAUCUCUGGAAUUGGAUUGACACCUAAAUAGUUCACGGUAUUUUUUCUCGUUUGUGUUGAAUUUCAUAUAUAUGUUAAGUGAUCAUUUCACGCUACCAAGUUCAUACUACCGGCAUGCUGAAAUAACCUCUGUAACUAUUGCAAAUUACAGUGCUUUCUACGGCAUGAAAGCUGCUAUUUUACGAAAGGCUUACAGUUAAAAGUCUCUUUUUUAUGUAAAAAGUUAGCUGUGCCAUUUUGAGAGCCCUGCACGUAGAGAAAAAUGGUAGCAAGCAAGUGGUAUGUCCUGUACCUUAGCUUUUGUGUCUUGUAUACAUGUAUAAAUUUCAUUACCGCCAUGUACGUGUUCCUGAAAUUAGUCGAGUUAGUCUUUCGAUAUAUGCCGUGUAUUUCUGAAAUAAUAACUUUAUUAAGCUGUGUUCCCUUGCAAGGCUUAUUCUCGUGUUCUGAUUUUAGUUUUGUCAGCUUUACAAUUUUGGGAAGACAUUUCAAUGUUUUUCUGCAAGUAACACUUCACUGGAACGCUGCAUUUGGGUAGCAAUUGAAUUAUAAACACGCUGCAAGAUAUUAUUACAAUUAACAAGUGGGUGUGUUUUGUGUAUUUUGUAUGGUAGUGACUGCUAAUCGUACACUUAUACUGAGCUAUGUGUUAGUUGUAAGUGGCAAUGCAGCAAAGAAAUAAGGAGUUCUAGGGUUAAGAGUUUUUACGUGUUUUUUGAACACUGUUGAUGUGCAAUAUUCAAGCCGUGCAUUCGUGGGCCUGUCGGUGCUGAACAGGCUUACUUUGAUGACAAUUAAUCAAUGUUAUCUUACCAGAAGGAAAUUUCCCAUGUUAGAUGAAAGGCUAUUGAACGUACUUGAUCAUAUCCUGCUUGGUUUGAUUUUGUAUAUCAUCGCAUGCUUGGGUUACAGUAAAUCGAUUUUGUACAUCUACCUAACAACAGGCGUUUUAAUUUGUUCUGAUCCACAGUUUUUCCCCAAAUUGGAAGGGGAUAACAUUUGAUCUAAUUGUUCAUCAUUACUGAAAAUUAAUGUAAGAUAUGCUAGAUUCACACGCUGCAGUAGGUUCUUUGUGCAAUAUGAAUAAAUACCUCAUGAGUGUCGAAAGCAAUAGGAUUGCGUUGCUACGCUUUCUCAGUUGCUUCAAGUGGCUUCGUUAAUAUUUUUUAAGAAACUUCUUACAAUCUUCAUCUACCAACAAUUUAUCAAGUUUUCUUUAUAUUCUCACGGGCUAAUAUGAAUUAUAUUCUAACUUUUUCUCGUGAUAGUUCCCCCUUAUAAAUGUUGAGCAUCGUAGACUUAUAAAUCCAAUGCUGACUUAUUCCUUUCACAGAACUCAACCUCAAAAUUUUUAUUUGACUCGCAACAUUAACCCGUGAAUGUGACUCGUAUGUGGAUUUAAUGACAUCACUUGAUUUAUAUCAUGGGCUAAACAAGGCAUUUAUUUAUACAUUGACGGGACCUUGAUUUAAGGUCACUGGCGCCAUAUAUUGUUAUUCCGGAAAGCAGAACAAAUAUGUUUUUGGGGUCUGGAAUGCAUUUUGGAAUCAUCUUUUAUGUCCAAUUUAUGUUUUGCAAUCAUUUGUUGAUUCGUCACUGUGAUUCCGUUAUCAAUUGAACUUUCAUUUCAAAUCCGAAGCAUUGCGAUUUUCUUCGCCCUCUCAGGGUUUACAAUACACAUUUUCCCCCAGAUAAUUUGCUGCGAAAAAAAUUCAUAAAUUUACACUUCCAUUGAUUUCCAGUUAAACUCUAAAUACUAUGUAUAUAUAUUAAGGAUCAAUCAAAAUGUUACGUCUUUAGCGCCGACUGCUCUAGAGACAUUUAUGCCCCUUACCUUUAAUAUCAUCGAAUGGUAUCCUAAAUUUAUGUCUAAAGCUUCUUCUAAUUAUGGCUAUGCAUCCUCGAGGGAUCUGCCUUUGUGUGUGUAAAAUAAGGAAUUAACCGUUCAUGUUUUUUGCCCUUAAUUUCUUUUCCCUGGAUAUAAAUCAGUCUUAAAAUAUUCAUAAUAUGUUGAAUUUAUGGCUGCUGUAUUUCUUCACGUUUAAUGUUGUUCUUAUCUACGACUAAAUUUGCAGUUUCUGCCUGGUUGUGUGAUCAUAAACCAUCAGCUAUCAAGGAAGAACAUUAAUUAUUUUGUAAGAUUUCAGUCUGUUUUUGUGCAAUUUUUCUGCUGUUAGUUUGCAAUGAAUUUGAUGCUGAUGUUCAUGGAUUACUUAACCAAGGAUGUGAGAGGAAACUUCCCAGGUUAUAACUUGAAUUCAUUGGUGUUUGUUGACUUAGCAUUGAUCAUUGAUGAAAUUUGUUGACGUCAUUGUUAUUUCAACGUUGUUUGUUUAGAAAGCUUUUUAUUUCUUGAACGUUUAAUUUGGGUGUACCAUGUAAAUUUUACGUAGAGUUAUUACUUUAUUCCGCUGAUCUUAGUUUGUACAGUUUGUAAUGGGUAGCUCGUCUCAGCCUUUGGCAGGUUUCGUAGGUUUUUUUAUUCGCCUUUGUCGUGGUGGUAUUUUUUGAACAUAGAUACAACAAAUCUGCCUCUGAGACGAUGGCAAUGAGUAUGUGAGUGUUGUACAAAUAAUCGUGUAGCUUGUAUCCUUAUUCUUACAAUGCACUAGCCAUACAUUCGUCGUUAUUAUCGAGCCCUCGUGCAGGAUUUGACAUUUGUUUUCUAUGUAAACAUUGCCAUUAGCAAUGCUGUCGUAGUCCUAGUAUACUUAUCACGCCGCAAUUUCAAUGAUAGUUUAUUUCGAUUGUUCUCAGGUUUGCUAGAUCUCAAUCCCAUAAUUGGCUGAUUGUUGCACUAUUUCUAACCAUUUCCGAUAUCAUUAUACCAACAACUUACUAUUGUUUUUGACGUUUCCCUUUUUAGAUUGAAUCAGUUGUAAAAGUGUGAAAAUUUAGGUUACGAACUCGAUUCAAAUAUCAAAUAGAGAUAAUUAAUUGAAAAUCUCAGGUUGGAAGAAGGGUUGGGUUAACGACCCAGUAUUGUAGCCCGACUACCGACUGUUGAUGGGGUUUGAAUAUUUUACUUUAGAUUGAAAAUUCGUUGACUUCAGUUCGAAUAAAUGAUCAUGGCCUCUCAUUUCAUGAUAUAUUUUACUAAACCGUCGCUUCAUGAAGGAAAUUAAGGGAUUUUCUUGAUUUUAAUUAUGUUUAGUUGAAGUUUUUCCCAACCUAUCGAGUGUUUGUGAACGAAUCGGGGUUCGCUAGCCUAAUUUUUUGUGGUAAUUAUUUUAAUCCAAAAUGAUCGAGUAAAUCUGCAUUAGAGCUCACGUAAGUUUUAUGUCGGAUAAAAUGUGUUGUAAGAAGUGUGGGCGUGAGCAUGGUUGUUAGUAUUUGCAAUGCACCUCGUGUAUGUGAAUGAGUGUAGUAUUCUAGCAUUAGUUGUUUCUCACGUACAAUAGUAAAUCUUGGUGCCAACGAUGUCCCCUUCCUUUCCUAAACCCUUCUCUUUAUUUUUAAUUUUAACGUUUGUUUCUUGCAAUAGCUGCUCUCUUAUGUACACUCCUAACUUUAUCUUGAUUCAUUGCAAGGCCUUAAACGAGUAUUGAUAUACGAGUCUUUUAGCCAAAUGUUUCUUUUGCAGUAUGUCCGAACUGACCAGGAAAACGCAGAACAUUUAAUAGUCGAAAUUUUAUUCUAAAUUUACUUUUCUUAAUCUGUUCUUUAUCAAAACCGUUUGUUGACAACCAGCAUAUUUAUAUUCUAUUGCGUGCCGCAUUCGUCGAGGGAGUUGACACAUGGCUCUCUGAGCGUGUGGCUCAGGCGGUUAAACUCGACAGAAUUACUCUUGAUAAAUAAAAUUCUGCACUUACAUAUAUUGCAAUCAUGAUGUUCCACGAACUGAAAACUUUUAUAUACUUCAUGCGUUGAGAGUCUUCUGGUGCUGCGUGCGAACUUCAUACUCUGUCACUAACCAUUUUGACGAUUUUUGAUGCGUUUCACCCCUAAUUAAAAACCUAAUGCGCUGUCAACAAAUUGGAAUUUUUUCAAUGCAGAGUAUUUUAUUCGUUUUGUUUUUUGACUUGAUUUCAUGCAGGCCUUUGUUGUAGGCUCAUCUUACAUGCCUCUUCUACUGAUGUUAUCUUAAGUUCUGGUUAUUAUGUUAUGUUCUAACCUAGAGUGAAGAGUAUUUUCCUAGCUUGAAGUUACGUGCAAUACGAUGGUAAGAUUUCAAUUGUUUGAAAUGUUUCUAUCUCGCUCUUGAAAGUUUCGUAAAUAUGAAUGCAUAAACUCUAUCUUUUUUAUCGACUUUUUUGCAAUUAUGAAGCUUGAAAAGAGUACAGUCUCGCAAACUAGUUACUCGUUAUCACAAAAACUUGAAUGUUUCUAGUAUCUCUACCAGUAAUUUCAGAUCUAACACCAAAUUGAAGUACGAGUUUCUGUGACACUAGUGGGUUGAGUAGAAGCAAUCGUGUUUUUGUUGGCGCUACUUUGUUAGUUUUUAUGUCGUAAGUUUCGUCUUUGUCGUAAGUUGAUGCCGAAACAUUUAGUUCAGGGCAGGAAUUUUUUAAUUUUCAGGCAUUCACGCCAACUCACAGAUCUUUAUUUCCAUCUCGUCUUCUUCCAAGAUUUUCACUGUUAAUUGAACUACAUUUGUAUUUGUUGCAUUAUUUGUACUUUUUAUUUGGUUUCUAACAUACUUGAUUAUUUUUUAUGCUUUUCUGGAAUUGGUUUAGUGUAAUUUGGUGUUAAUAUAUCCCAAUAAUUAAAUGAAAUCCAUUCACUACAUAAAUACAUUUUCUUGGUUAGGUGCAAUUUCAUUUAUAAUAGGUAUGAUUACUCUCAAUGUGAAGCCUCCGGAAAUUAAAUCUGUUCUGAUUCAAAUGGAAGUCGGUCGCUUGUAAAGAACUUCAGAUGCUUCGAAAUAAAUUCCAUCAAAUGGAGCCACACACUUGUACCGAACACUCGAGGUUUGUGUGUAUCUUAGAUGUCAAAAAUGUUUCCUAUUUCGAAGUUUUACAAGUUAUAAACUAUAGAUAUUGUUAGCUCUGUUUACUUUGUUUUCAAGCUCUAACAGUACGUGUUUAUUUUGUGUCAUUUCAAUUAUUGAGUAGAACCACUGCAGUGGUUAACUCGGUUGUUUCUUCCUCUAAGAUUUGUUACCGUUAACUACUCCCGUAAAAGCAAAUGCUCUAUUGGUGCAGCAUUGCUAUAUAUGUGCUCUAUGUUUUAUAGGAGUGUUUCACUAAGUUACCCUUUAAUUAUUACUACUACUAUUAUUAUUGGUGUACAGAAGUGCACACCGUCGCUGGUUAUUCCGUAAAGAAGCUUUAAUAUUCACUUGCUUGUUUACAUUUUACUGUUGGGUUCGUGUACAAAAGUUGAUGUUUAUGUAGACUCUUUGUGUAUCUGCUAGAGUAAUUAUAUUCUUAGGGUAACACUACUGCAGCAGCUCGUAAGAAAUACGUUAGUUUUCAGGCGGUAAUCCAUCAAUAAAAUAAUAAAGAUUC
Hyalella azteca is the source of this 10798-nucleotide messenger RNA. It is a transcript of the gene FBXO11, whose product is annotated as F-box only protein 11. The record is from RefSeq and is a predicted model, not a curated record. Lineage: Eukaryota; Metazoa; Arthropoda; Malacostraca; Amphipoda; Hyalellidae. The transcript is spliced from 11 exons. Gene Ontology annotation, molecular function: zinc ion binding; protein binding. The coding region runs from base 121 to 4170 and encodes 1349 amino acids. Gene Ontology annotation, biological process: ubiquitin-dependent protein catabolic process; protein ubiquitination; regulation of apoptotic process.